AUGCGACCACAACAGAAGUCUAAGACUCAAGAGCGAUGGAAAACUCAAAAGCGGACCCUUUGCCUGUACCAACGCCAAUCCCACCUCUGGAAGACGAAGCGGCUUCGCGAGCUUUUUUGGUUGCCUGGGAUCCCAUACUGGCCCAUGCAUGCGUCUGAGACCCUCGCUCGCCAGAUGACCAUCCCUAAUCUGGCCCGUAGAGCACGAGAGCAGCUCGGCACUUUUGAUUUCGACCAACUCAAAGUGCAAGCAUUCCACCUCAAGGUCGCGUCCAUACAUCUUCUUGCUAUUGGCGGUGGUAACUUUGUGUUCCUCAUCGCGCUUACCGACAAAACCGAUUUUAUCGCUCGUCUUCGGAUACCCACCGCUGGAGUAUCUGCCGAGAGCGUCUCCGCCGAACUCCUAUCCGAGGUUGCAACGAUGCAAUUCGUUGCGAAGCAUACUACUAUUCCCGUUCCCGCCAUCUUAGGCUGGAAUAAAACCUCCGAACCGGUCGGGACACCCUACAUCUUCAUGGAACGAGCCUUGGGCGUACCCCUCGCGCGGGCCUCGCCUCUUUUCACGACCGAAUCCUGGCGCCGUCUUACUGCGCAAGUUGCCGAUUUCGAGCAACAGCUCGUGGACCACCCUCUGGAAGCCAUUGGGGCGAUAACUGAUGAUGAUGGUACUGUUGGUCCACCACUACACCACUACAUGUUCCUUCCGCCGAACUCUCCUCGUUUCACAUCCUCGCGCGACUACCUUAUGGCCCGUCUGCGUGGCGCCCAAGAACACAUUCCCGACCCUGUCGAGUGGCAAAAUACGCGGGCGCUCUAUUCGGAAGACAGCGGGGGCAGCAACGCAGAUUCGCUCACCAGGGACGAGUUUUAUAACUACCUUGAGCGACUACAUGCCCAUGCAAUGACGAUGAAAUCGAUACCCGAACUUUUCCGACUUGCCCACGCAGAUUGGCACUCGCUCAACGUCCUCGUCCGCUCAGCGGAAGACCCUACAGUUGUAGCAGUCGUUGACUGGCAAGGAUCCCAUGUGCGGCCCAUCUGGGACCAUCCCUACCACUGUUUCAUGGCUCCGCUUUUCCAGCGCGACAACUACGACGUGGCCGUGCCCGAGGACGAACUUGGCGAACUGUGGGCCUCUCUGCGAGGCAACAUGCCGCUCCCGGAAUCGUGGUUUUGGGUGGAUACUCUCGAUAUUCAUCAAUAG
Messenger RNA from Mycena indigotica, 1203 nucleotides. RefSeq names its product Altered inheritance of mitochondria protein 9, mitochondrial. The transcript has 5 exons. NCBI's taxonomy places the organism in Eukaryota, Fungi, Basidiomycota, Agaricomycetes, Agaricales, Mycenaceae. Bases 1 to 1203 code for a protein of 400 amino acids. The record is from RefSeq and is a predicted model, not a curated record.